GCCGGUUUCCCCUCAUUCCCUCGCUGUCGUGCUUUGCCUUCACUCUGAUCACUGAUGAUAUGAUUCAGGGUCUUCCUACCCUGGUCCAAACAAACCGCAUGUCGCUUAUCGGUCGCUCGUAUUCAAGACCUGCGCCGUUGUCUUUUCUCUCCGGUCCAAUGAUGAAUCCACCGGAAACCCUUGCUCUGAAGAAGCCUAUCGGUCGGCACAAUCUAGGCUGAAGAUGGCUCUAUACCUGCCGAGCAGGAAUCGGGGUCGGCCUGAGGAUUUAGACCGGCCCUGACGACCAGCCCGAUUGUUUUCACGAAGAAAGAAACCAGAGAUACAGAGCAAAAAUGUCAGCCACUACAGGACCCGAUCCCACAAGGCAUUUGCCCCGGAUUCUAUGCCUUCACGGCGGUGGAACCAACGCGCGCAUCUUCCGAGCCCAGUGUCGAGGGCUCGUCGCCCAGCUGAAAUCCGAGUUUCGUCUCGUCUUCGCACAAGCGCCAUUCCCAUCGCACGCCGGAUCCGACGUGCUCUCCGUCUACAGUCAAUGGGGUCCCUUCCGACGCUGGCUACGCUGGCGACCCGAGCAUCCUCUGGUGUCGCCGCUCGACAUCAUCCACGCGAUCGACGAUAGCCUCGAGGAUGCGAUGGCCCGCGACGAUGCUGCGGGCGCAACGGGCGAGUGGGUAGCUUUGUUGGGAUUCAGUCAAGGCGCCAAGGUUUCAGCCAGUCUUCUCUAUAGGCAGCAGCAGAGUCGGGGUAAAGCGCAUUCUAAACCCUGGUUCCGCUUCGCCGUCCUGCUAGCCGGUCGCGCGCCGCUCAUCGCCUUGGACCCUGAGAUGGAAACCAGUGAUCUCUUGCCGGACGCAGCGCAGAUUACCGACAUGCCCGACUAUCGAGAGCGAGCCUCCCAUGCGCAGACUCCGACCCUGCGUGUUCCCAAUCUCCAUGUUCAUGGACUGCGCGAUGCCGGAGUCGAGCUUCAUCGACAGUUAUACGAGGACUUCUGCGACCCGAAAAGUCGACGAGUGCUCGAAUGGGACGGAGAUCAUCGCGUACCGCUGAAGGCCAACGACGUAGCUCAAGUGGUUGCGCAAAUCCGGCAAUUGGCCGCAGAAACCGGAGUUUACUAGAUACGAAACAAGAUGGUUGGCCGGAUAGAAGGAUAGAUAGACCGGGGGAUACAA
Messenger RNA from Aspergillus steynii IBT 23096, 1175 nucleotides. RefSeq lists its product as uncharacterized. The coding region runs from base 336 to 1121 and encodes 261 amino acids. The transcript has a single exon. Gene Ontology annotation, cellular component: cytoplasm; nucleus. NCBI's taxonomy places the organism in Eukaryota, Fungi, Ascomycota, Eurotiomycetes, Eurotiales, Aspergillaceae. Gene Ontology annotation, biological process: secondary metabolite biosynthetic process. The record is from RefSeq and is a predicted model, not a curated record.